Messenger RNA from Penicillium soppii, 1719 nucleotides. Its product is annotated as CAIB/BAIF family enzyme. The transcript has 4 exons. Gene Ontology annotation, molecular function: catalytic activity. NCBI's taxonomy places the organism in Eukaryota, Fungi, Ascomycota, Eurotiomycetes, Eurotiales, Aspergillaceae. The record is from RefSeq and is a predicted model, not a curated record. The coding region runs from base 1 to 1719 and encodes 572 amino acids.
AUGUCAGGCAGCAGAUACUCCCCGGUCCUUGAGACCAGUCGUAUCUUUUCCGACCUCUGUGAGCAAUCAGAGCGCUUCAAUUUGCCACCUGAUGUGCUUGAGAACAAGGACCGUGUCUCCUUUUCCACCAGCCACAAUGAAAUCUACUUUCCCAUUCCGUUCAAGGAAACCGAAACUCUCGCCGCGUUGAAGGGUAUCGAGGGUUCUGUGGCUGCCUCGAUUGCAGAUCUGCGCUUUGGUGCUGGCGCGCAACCUCGUGGCGUCCAGGUCAGCCUGGAGGCUGCGACUGCUUUCGGAUGUCAAGCAUACAUGGCCAAAGUAGAUGGCCUGUCCAAACUGGACCCCAACGUGAAAUCAAAGCUCAAGAAUACCGACUUGUUGGCUGCUCAGUCAAACGGUUACCGACGUAUGUCGGCCAAUCUGUACAAGACCAAAAACCCCGGAGAGUUCUUCCAUAUUCAUGGGUCUUUGGAAGCAACGACUACCUUGAACAUGAUCGGUUUGGAGGGUCAGCGACCCGAUCUGACUGACUACGAAGAAAUCAUCAAGGUUAUUGAGGAUAAGACACAGCGAUACACAGCUGCGGAGCUGGAAGAAAUGAACAAGGAGAGACGCCAGGCUGGUGUCACUGCUUACAAAUAUGAAGAUUUUAUCAAGACUCCCCAUGGAAAACUUAAUGUCGAAGAACCUGCUUGGAAAGUCAGCAAGCUUUCAGGUGAUCUCCCCCCGACACCGUUCCCAGCCACCCGUAAUGGCAGCAAGAAGAUCCUUGAGGGCGUCAAGGUCCUGGAAAUGUGCCGUAUCAUUGCAGGACCUACUGUUACCCGCAUCUUGGCCGAGUAUGGUGCCGAUGUCCUAAAGAUCACCAGCCCCAGUCUUUCAGAUGUUCCUUUCUUCCAAGUCGACGGUAAUAUGGGAAAGCACGCCGCUGACCUCGAUCUGAAGAGCGAAGCUGGACGUAAAGAGUUUGAAAAGCUCUUAGAUGAUGUCGAUGUCAUCGUGGAUGGAUACCGCCCGGGAGCCCUAGACAAGCUCGGUUACGGAGCUGAGGCCAUGGCCGCUCUGGCCCAAAAGCGUGGAAAGGGCAUCGUUUACGUGAAUGAGAACUGCUUCGGAUACGAAGGCGAGUGGGCUGGCCGUGCGGGAUGGCAGCAGAUUGCAGACUGUGUUACCGGAAUUGCCUGGGCUCAAGGCCAAUUCAUGGGUCACUCCACCCCUGUCGUUCCUCCUUUCCCUAUCUCUGACUACGGCACUGGCUGCAUGGGCGCCAUCGCCGCGCUAACGGGUCUGUACCACCGUGCCAAGACCGGUGGAUCAUACCACGGCAAAGCCUCGCUGAUGCACUAUGACCUCCUUCUCUUCGCUAUGGGCCAAUACCCAGCCGAUGUGCAGGAGGAGCUUCGCAGGGUGCAAAGCGCCGACUUCUUCAAGCUGCGCCACUGUGAUAGCGUCGACCGCAUCUCGUCCACUGUUCUAAAGAGUAUGCAGCAGCGGUUCCCGCACUUGUACAGGCCCGCUGGAGAAGAGUCGGAAGGCUGCAAGCCCCUGACUGAGCUUUGGUCAUCGCGCGCUUAUGGCGCGGAUGUUGAGAUCGUGAAGCCUGUUGCUAUUGUUGAGGGUGUGGACAAUCAAUUUAUUCGUGCCAGUCGUCCUAAUGGGUCUGAUCGGGCUACGUGGGAGGACUUCAAUGUUGCUGAGGGGGAUGCGAAGAAGUGUUAG